Molecule: messenger RNA, 807 nt
Organism: Spodoptera littoralis (African cotton leafworm)
Lineage: Eukaryota; Metazoa; Arthropoda; Insecta; Lepidoptera; Noctuidae
Source: the annotation of a GenBank genome assembly
AUGCUCCCGAUCGGAGAGGUUUCAAAUAUGGACCUACUAGACAUCGGAGAGGCUUUACAAGAAUCUGAACAGGUACUAAGAGAAUGCUUCACAAAAUACCAAAUAGACGAGGUAUUCCUCUCAUUCAACGGUGGAAAAGACUGCACAGUGCUCUUAGAUUUAACUUUAAACGUUUUACGUGAUAUUUACAAAAGGGAUGACAUUGCCAGUGAAUUAAAAGUGGUGUAUAUUCGGACUAAUGGACCGUUCAGGGAAAUUGAGACCUUCGUGGAUGAGGUUAAGGAACAUUAUGGUGUGACACUGCUCGUGACCGAAGGUGAAAUGAAGAAUACGCUACAAAGACUGUUAGAUCAGGACGAGAGACUGAAGGCUGUUCUCAUGGGGACGCGGCGGACAGACCCGUACAGCGAGAAUUUACAGUUUAUGCAGAAAACAGACCCCAACUGGCCACAGGUAGUUCGUGUCUCUCCUCUACUGAAUUGGAGCUACCAUCACAUAUGGAGCUACACCCUACAGCGACGAGUGCCUUACUGCAGCUUAUAUGAUAGAGGCUACACAUCAAUCGGCAGCAUACACAACACAUGGCCCAACCCCGCACUAGCGACAAAAGACGACUGCGGCUGCAUCACGUACUUACCGGCGUGGCACUUAACCGACGCUUCUCUAGAACGGGCAGGACGUGGCACUGCACCUAAGGUACCCGUCAAUGGACACGCAACAUAUAGCAAUGGUAUUGAAAACAACCAUAUAAACGGAAUAGACAGUAAUCACAAAAGUAGCGAUCAUAUACAUCCGUCAUGCGUAUAA